Molecule: messenger RNA, 1437 nt
Organism: Penicillium brevicompactum
Lineage: Eukaryota; Fungi; Ascomycota; Eurotiomycetes; Eurotiales; Aspergillaceae
Product: putative C6 transcription factor
Exons: 1
Coding region: 1-1437 (478 amino acids)
Biological process (GO): positive regulation of transcription by RNA polymerase II
Cellular component (GO): nucleus
Molecular function (GO): DNA-binding transcription factor activity; transcription cis-regulatory region binding
Source: RefSeq, a predicted model, not a curated record
AUGGAGGAGCCAGUUUUACUAUCGGAAAGAAUAGAGCCUUUCAGCCCGCUGAUUGAGGAAGAGGCAUUUUUAUCGCCGGGGACAUUUUCCAGCGCAGACGAAUAUGCCGCCAACCCCAGAUUCCUUGAACUGCAAGAAGAGCUCCGUUGCGUACUCUUUUCUGCAGUCGCUAGCCUUGAGCCUGCAGACACAUCACCGCCCCUAGAGCCAGAAGGCCCCCAGACGCGAGCACGCCAAAGCCUAGACUUCACCCGCGUCAUCUCAAUUCCCAAAAUCAAAUUAAUAUUUUACCUGAAAAAUUGGAUUACGGAAUGCGCUCCGUAUCUUGACAAAUUUGAUGAAGCCCGCCAUUUCGGUGUCCAAAUUCCCAUUCUGGCGCAGGGUUCCCCUGCUCUUUUCUACGCCAUCCUCGCAUUCUCGGCGCGUCAAACCGAGCGCAAAGCUUGUCUCGACAAGGCUUACGAUAGCCUAGAAUUGUAUCAAGAAUCGAUCCGUCUUCUGGCCCCAUGUCUGCAAGCGAAAGACCCCAAUGUCCUCGUCACAGUCUGCAUUCUCGCCGUGAUGGAACUGAUGUCCGUCAGCCCGCGCGACUGGCGACGUCACGUUGAAGGCUGCGCGGCAUUGUUUGACUCGUUCAAUGUGAAUGGGCUUUCGGGAGGGCAUCUCCAAGCUGUGUUUUGGUGUUACGCGCGCAUGGAGUUAUGUGGCGCAAUCAUCUCUAACGGGGCGGAAAGCACAGUGCUUCCGUUGGAGAAAUGGGUUCCCGCAAUGGAGCAAGCCGCAUCAAAAGAAGCCGAAGAAGACAUGAUCCGAGACCUGUUCUGCGAUAACGGCCGCACUUCCGCUGAUAUGCAUGCCAACUGGGCUGUCUACCUAUGCGCAAAGGCGUGUGAUCUCUCCUGCCGAAGAACGCGGUACCUGGAACUGGGCGAAACGGCCGGUGACCCGCGACCGUUCUCUGAGCAGUGGAGUCGACUUUGGGACGAAUUACAAUAUUGGAUUGAGACAAGACCCCCUGCGAUGCUGCCGAUCAAGACUACAGGCAUGGGCAGUGGUCAAAUAUUCCCUGAAAUAUUGUUUGCGCAUUGGGCUGCUAUCUCAGGCAACCAGUUGUACCACGCGGCCUCCAUAAUGAUGCUGGAGAUGCGACCUGUGGAGCGGGGGCCACCGGCUGCAAAGCCCCAUUUCUCGGCUAUCUGGCAUGCCCGCCGCGUUUGUGGGAUCUCUUUGACCAAUCCCCAUUCCGGAAAUUUGAUCAAUGCCAUUCAGCCAUUAUACAUCGCGGGAAAGCUGCUCAGUCACCACAGUGAGCAUGUCGAAGUUGCGAAAUUGUUCAAGAUUAUCGAACGUACAACUGGCUGGGGGGCUUUGUGGCGAUUGAAAGACCUCGAGCGCGCUUGGGGCUAUGAGCCUGGAGAGAUUCUGGGGGUAAUCUAA